AUGCCUCAUGGUCAGAAAAGUAAGUUCCAUGCUUGAAAUAAAUGUCACCAGGCACAAGGGAAGGUUCAGAAUAUCGUGGGUGCGGAGGCCAAGGUGCUGAGGGAGACCAGCAAUACGAGAGGGGCUGUAAGUUCCAGGCGGAAGAAAGAACGACCAAGCAGCACCUCCCUGGCUGAGGAGUCUACCGAGAGCCUUAUUCCUACAGAUCCUAUUGUCAUGAAGAUGAAUACGGUGGUCCAGUACCUGCUGGAGAAGUUCAAGAUGAAGGAGCCCAUUACUCAGGCCGCAUUGCUGAAGAUUGUCAGUAAGAAGCACAAGGACAAACUUCCUGAAAUCCUACGGAGAGCUUCUGAACGCAUACAAUUAGUGUUUGGACUGGAAUUAAGGGAAGUAAAUCCUGAUGGGCAGUACUAUACAGUCCAUAGGAAGCUGGGCUUCCAUAGUGAGAUGGGUGGUAUAGGCGGUCUUGAUAGGGGCUUGCCUAAGAUGGGGCUUCUGAUGACGCUCCUAGGCGUGAUCUUCAUGAAGGGCAACCGGGCCACAGAGGAGGAGAUCUGGGAUUUUCUAAGUGGAUUGGGGAUCUAUGCUGGAAGGAUACAUUUAAUUUUUGGGGAACCGCGUAAACUUAUCACUGAGGAUUUUGUGCAGGAAAAGUACCUGGAGUAUCACCAUGUUCCCCACAGUGAUCCUCCAGUGUACGAGUUCCUGUGGGGACCAAGAGCCCAUUCUGAAACAACAAAGAUUAAAGUAUUGGAUGUUCUAGCUAAGAUCAAUGAUACCACCCCUGCUUCCUUCCCCGAUUUGUAUGAAGAGGCACUGAGGGAUGAAGAAGAGAGAGUAAGGGCCAAAGCUAUGGGCAGGGCUGCAUCUCUGGCCAAGGCUAAUGGGAAUGGCAGGAUCAAACCCAAGACCUCUCCCAAAAAAUAG
Molecule: messenger RNA, 927 nt
Organism: Sorex araneus (European shrew)
Lineage: Eukaryota; Metazoa; Chordata; Mammalia; Eulipotyphla; Soricidae
Product: melanoma-associated antigen B4-like
Exons: 2
Biological process (GO): negative regulation of transcription by RNA polymerase II
Cellular component (GO): nucleus
Source: RefSeq, a predicted model, not a curated record